This is a messenger RNA of Racocetra persica, 744 nucleotides long. The record is from the annotation of a GenBank genome assembly. NCBI's taxonomy places the organism in Eukaryota, Fungi, Glomeromycota, Glomeromycetes, Diversisporales, Gigasporaceae.
AUGGCGACCGGUAGCGGCAAGACUUUAAUAAUGGCCGGAUUAAUUUUGUACUUAUAUCAAAAAGGAUAUCGUAAUUUUCUCUUUUUUGUCAACAGUACUAACAUUAUUGAUAAGACCAGAGAUAAUUUUUUGAAUGACACUUCAAUCAAAUACCUUUUUACCAAAAAUUUUUCUUGGGUUGACAAAAAAAUUACUCUUCAAGAAGUAGAAAAUUUUCAAACUACCGCUAACGAUAGUAUUAGUAUUUGUUUUGAAACCAUUCAAGGACUCCAUUCUCGCUUAAAUAACCCUCGCGAAAAUAGCAUAACUUAUGAGGAUUUUCAGGACCAAAAAGUUGUGCUCAUUUCGGACGAAGCUCACCAUAUCAAUGUGGAAACUAAAUCAGGCUCACAACUUUCCAAGGAGGAAAAAGCAGAAAGAAAUUCCUGGGAAAAUACGGUUAACAAAAUUUUUGCUGCUAACUCGCAAAAUUUUCGGAUUGAUGGCUAUUCCAAAGAAGUAAAAGUAUUACAGACCGACGCCGAACCCUUUGAGCGGGCUUUGCAAGCCUUAUUAUUAAGCCAAUAUCGCCGCAAAAUAUUUGAAAAAAACGGCCAUGUAAUAAAACCGGUUAUUUUAUUUAAAUCCAAAACUAUUAAAGAGAGCGAAGAAUUUCAAGAUGCAUUUAUAAAGGGAAUAGCAACUCUUACCAGUGAUAACCUUGGAGAAAUUGAGGCCAACAUCAAAGAUGAGUUUCUGAUAAAA